AGGAAUCUAGUUGCUCUUCCCUGACGAGUCCCGGCAGUGCUACGUAUUUCUCGCCUCCUUUCAAUAAUUCAUACUACCGCCGCGCCGCCUCCUCCUUCUUUUGCUACUUUUUCAACCCAACCCGCCACUUGCAGAAUUUGCUGCCGUCGUCACUCUCAGCCAUUGCUCCACAAUCAGUUAAGAGAUUAGCUGCAGGAUAGAGCUUACUAAUUCUCCAAAGUCAACUGGAGGGUGGAGAUGGAAACAAAUGGGCAUUUAGACAAAUUCAUAGUUGGGUCUGUGCCAACUGUGAUGUACAUUCCCAACUUCAUUGGGGACACUGAAGAAGAGCAGAUUGUUAAGAAUAUUUAUGGAGCUCCUGUUUCAAAAUGGAAAUCUUUAAAAAAUAGGAGACUACAAAAUUGGGGAGGUGUUGUACAUGAGAAAGGCCUUAUAGCACAAGACUUGCCUCCUUGGUUAACUAGAAUUACUCAGAGGAUCCAAGAGGAAACAGGGCUGUUUCCCUCGGCAAUUAAUCAUGUGCUUAUCAACGAAUACCUUCCUGACCAAGGAAUAAUGCCGCACCAAGAUGGACCUGCUUAUUAUCCAGUAGUGGCAAUUCUCUCUCUUGGAUCACCUGUUGUUAUGGAUUUCACCCCGCAUCCAAACUUGAGAAGCAGCACAGAGUCAUCUACGAACAAAAUUGAUGAUAAAGUUUAUGAAGAAGGGGGCACAGAGACGAAUGGCUGUGAAAGAUUGGACGGUUGCGAUUCUUUUUCCAUUUUGUUGAUGCCUCGCAGUUUACUAAUUUUCAAGGACAAGGCUUACGCAGAAUACUUGCACGGUAUUAAAGAUAGUGAGAUGCAGCGAUGUGACAGGGCUGUGAAUGUGAAAGAUGGCGGUUUGGUUGGUCCCUUAUCAGACUCGGGGCAAGUAGUUGAUGGAAAGGGAGGCGUCGAUGAUAGUGUUAUUCACCGGACUAGCGCCAGACUCUCUUUGACCUGCCGGGUUGUCACUAAAGUUCACAAAAAUUUGUUCAGGUUUUAGUCAGAUUAACAUUUUAAGAGGAAUGAAUAUUUUUCCAGUUAUUCAAAUUCCUGUUUUCAGUCUUCCGUCAUGCUCCAACUCCUUCCAAUAAGCUGUAUAGGCCUCAAGAGUGGUUCAUAAUAAAGUUUUUUUUUUUUUUUUUUAA
This is a messenger RNA of Ipomoea nil (Japanese morning glory), 1171 nucleotides long. Its product is annotated as alpha-ketoglutarate-dependent dioxygenase alkB homolog 6. The coding region runs from base 238 to 1026 and encodes 262 amino acids. The record is from RefSeq and is a predicted model, not a curated record. NCBI's taxonomy places the organism in Eukaryota, Viridiplantae, Streptophyta, Magnoliopsida, Solanales, Convolvulaceae. The transcript has 8 exons.